UGGCGCUGUUGUUUAUGACGUCAAAGAUUUCAUUAGCCAGGGGAGCGAAACGUCAAAUUGGUUGUAAAGAUAUCGAUUGUUCUGGUUUAUGGUGUAUCCGAUAUGGAUGGACUGUACACGCUGUUGAGGAGAGUAGCAUUUGACCGGAAUUUCUUGUGUAUAGCAUGAUCUUGUAGACGGUGGUAGUAGAGUGGGCAGUAGAACAUGGACGGCGACAACGCUAAAGUUCUUUUGGUCACUGCCAAUGUGGGAUCAAUUUUCGAAGAGCCCACAGUGAUGUUCCCACCAUGGCUAAGAGCAUUUUUACAGUGCGUGCAGGACAAGGAGCCGGGUAUGGUGGCCUUGCACUGCCAGGAAGUAGGGGGCAAGAACUACGAGGCCUCCAUGCAGCACGUCAACCAGUUCAUCAAGAACCUUUUGGCCUGCGAAGAACUACAGCGGUACGACAGAGCCCGGAUAUUUCUAGACGAGGAUUACACUGCUGCUGACAGGUUUACGGCUCUUGGGAACCUGUACUUCAUACACGAGGACAUCGACAACGCCCUCAUUUGGGAUUUUGUAGAUUGCAAGUUUGUUGCGGUUGAGGGUCGUGAGGUACUUUCUGGGAAUAUUGAAAAUGUUCCUCUAAAGGAGAAAGCUAAGUUUCCACAACAUUUCUUCCCAGAGUUUAAGUGGUCUCGGAAAGGAUUUUUGCGCACUCGCUGGAGUAUCAACAACUGCAUAUUUGACUUGGUGAACAUUCAUCUCUUCCAUGAUGCAUCAAACAUUGUUGCAAUGGAAUCAAGCCCAUCUCUAUACUGUGGCAACAGGAGGAGAGCUUUGCUACACACAUUACAGAGGUUUGAAAAUGACCAGUACAGCAAAGUGCCACUGUUUAUUUUUGGGGAUUUUAACUUCCGCCUGGAUUCCUGUCUGCUUAUAAAGGCGCUGACAACAAAGGCUGUGAAGGAACAGACAUAUGGAAAAAAAGACCAAGUGAAUAAGGUGGUUUAUACAGAGGAAGGCAAUGGCAAGGUUGUGCUAACUGUAGAAUCAAAGAGCUUUGACUUUCAUGAUAAGCAUGCUGAUCUAUUUUCCAACACUAUCAAAUGGCUGCUGCAGUAUGAUACGGAACUAUCAUCUUUUCAAGACCGCUUGUGUGAGCAUGAGAUCACUUUUCCACCAAGUUACCCAUUUACGGAAGAAGUGAGUGAUGGCUUUUCCUACAUGAAGACUCGAGUGCCAUCCUGGUGUGACCGCAUCCUACUGUCUCACAGUGCCAAAGACAUCAUAUCACAUGAGUCAUGCUCUAAACCAGAGUAUGACAUCAUUGGCAGAGAUACAUGUAUGGGAGACCACAAGCCUGUGUAUUUAUUUUUACGAAUAAAGCCAGGAAAAGCACCAACACCAAAAGCAGAGCUUUCUCCCCUGCCAGGUACAAGUGACAUCAUCAUUCCCAGCACGCAGGUGAAGAUCUCGGAGGUGGACACCACACGCUACAUUCACAUCCGACAAGGGCAGAGCUCCACUCGGGUGUUCCGGGAGACAUCAGUAUGACAGAAGCCAUGCCCUACAGUUGUUUCCUUGAACAAUCUGGAAAGGAAAUCUUCCUCUCUGUUUUAGCAAUUGCAGAUUCUGGAACUGGUUCUGACUAAAAGUGCAUGGCAACUCCAACAACACAAUGAUUUAGGACUGUAAGUUGCCUUGGGGCCAUACAUUUUCAUGGGUGAUGCAUAGCAUGAAAAGCUGAAUAUUUUAUUUAUCAUUUUGUCUGUUGGCAUACUUUGAAAAAGUAAUUUUACAACAUUUUGUAGAGGCGUAUGUGGAAGUAGGGAAGGGUGGGGCUUGGGAAGUGAACAGAUUGAUUUGAUAUAUGACCAUAGUGCACAGUGAAGGUUUAGGAUAAAUUCUGGCUUCCAAGUUUGUAUAUGAUGUGUCCACAUAUGGAUGUGCAUAUGUGUGUGAUGAAUGUAUACACAAACCUUUUAAAUGCUUGCUUUCUCAUUUGGUUACUUACACCUACAUACAAAAUGACAAUCAGUUGUCUUUUAAGGCUGACUGGCAAAACAAAAACACAAAACAUAAUUAAAAAGGAUAAAGCCCUGUUAUUCAAAGGGAAACAAAUCAUAUACUAAUGUGUCUUCUUGCUGCUGAUGAAUAAGUCAUGAAUUUAAUGUUUUGUAAACAUUUUACAUUUGUAAGUUUUUAAAAGUGAAGAUAUUGAGGAAAAAGUGAGCUUUUGGGAAAUUCUGGUAGAAACUUUAUGGUCAGUGCAUGCAUCCUUUAUUUUUUAAAUGAGGCCUUAUAACCUGUUUAGUCUGUUUUCAAUUCAAGCAUUGUAUUACAAAUUCCUUGAUUCUCAUAGUGGGUUGAUGCAAUGUCAAGUGCUAAUUAUAAAAAUGGUUUGAAAGCCAUUGUGUCUGCUGUGAAAUAAAUGAGAUUUUUUUUUUCUGAAGAAGGUUGUAACUUUUAAUCAUGUAAACUUUAAAGUAUAAAGUUUUUACUGCCCAAGAAUCUGUGUACUGUGGAAAAUUAGAAUUGUUAUUAGUUUAUAUUUUGUCUGUUACCCAUAUGUUCUUAUUGUUUUCCAUCUCUUCUUUCUGCUGUUUGCAUGUACAAUUUCUUUGUAUUAUGAUCAGUUCCUGACUAUAAAUGUACAAGUUUUAUUAGUUUUUUUAAACUUUUUUCAAACCUCACUCCUUACACCCAGUGUGGAUCCUUACUUAUAAAAAUGAUAGAAAAUAUUUUGCAGUAUAUUCAAGUACCCAGAUACAUCUUUAGGGUAAAGUGAUGUUUUCAAUAUUUUAUAAGAAGCCACAUAAACUUUCAUUCCAAAAUUGUUAGUGACAUAGGUAUUUACUAACACAAACAGUAGUCUUUGUUGCUGAUUAAAGAGGAAAUUAUAAAACAUCAUUAGCAAAAUUUCAUUUGAAUGCAAGUUAACAUCUUGCCAAUGAAAAAAGAAGAAAAAAAAGAAGAUACGCAUGUGUACACAUGUAAGUGCACAUCCUGCUUCACACUGUUAAGAUUUGACUUGUAUGCAGAGAAAGAAGUAAAAGGUGUUUACUGAUAAUUAGUUAAAUGUGAUCCUUUUAGGAAAUAGAAGCAAUUUUUCUUUCGUCUUUUGUGCAUGGUGUUCAGUAUUUUCCUCAUCCAUUCUUCAAAGUAAUUUGUCAUACACAAUCAUGAUUUUUAUUUUUUCUGAUGUGAUAUGAAUUCUUCAGUGCAGUCCAAUUUGUAUUUUACAUGUGUUAUUGUGUUAAAUAUUAUAAGUAUUAUAUAUAUAUACUUUUUCUUUAUAAUCUAAUGGGAGAUGUGUUUGCAGAAUAAGCCUAUUUAAUUUUAGAUAUACUUAAUCUUCUUUACACCUGUGUUCUAUUGAAGAGAGUGCUUGCUCAGAAAGGCUACCCUAUGUUGUAAACAAUAUUUUGCAUUAAAAAUCUUGAUGGGUCAUUAGAACAGACUGUUAUUCUUUGUGACAAAAAUGAAUUUUAAUUUGUCAGUUUCUUUGGAGAAAAGCACUUACGAAUUUGCAAUGACAUUGGAGUCCUCAAAAGUAAAACAAACACAAUAUCUUUGAAUCUUACCGAGGAUCUGACAUGACACUGAGCCCACUCUGGGGAUUUAACCUCCACUGAGACUUUCUUCUGUAAACCAGUUAAGAAUUUGAUCUUCAAGGGCUUGUAUCUUGUUAACAGAGCCAAAUUAUUUGCUCAGAUUUUGGAAAUUAGCAUCCUUCUAUAGAAUAUAUCUAUUUAUUUGGAAAGAAUUUUCUCUUGGAUUAGCCUUUAAAUUUCUUUUUGCCUGGAACAAUCUGGCAUUAAAUUAUUCAUUGUAUUUUUCAUAUAAAUGUUUUAUUUUCACUAUGUAACUUGUAUUUGAAUGCAUGUUUCUUGGGGGGAAAAGAGAAGAGAACCUAGAGCUUACAUUUUGCACGUUCUGGGAUUUAUGAGUAAUGUAUGCAAUAUGCCAAUAAACAUUUGUUUGGAGUAGAAAGUACAUGUACAUGCAGACAUUAAUGAUCAAUAUCUUGGGGGACAGUAAGGAUAAAAGAGACUGAAAAAAGAUGCACUACACUAAUCCUUUUCUUCAUGUUUUGCCUUAAUAGUGCUUUGUUAGAGAGACUGCAUGCAAGUCAGAUAUACUAUGCUCAAACAUUUAUAUGAUCUUUAAAACAUCUUAACUGGCUUAAUCUUCAUUUUCUGUAUAAAGUCUUCAUAUGUUUUUGCUCAGAAUAUGGCUUUUGUAAGUAUAAAUUAUUAAUAUUUAUUAUUUUGUUCGCAAAAUUGUGGUGGUAAAAGAGUAUUACAGAAAAUAUGGUGUUCGGUAUCAGUGUCCUGAACAUUGUGUUAAAAAGUACAUAAAUAUAGAGCAUUGACUUUUCUUUACAGAAAAAAACCCUGGUCAUGAUGUUGGAUAAGUAAUCUUUCCCUUCUUUUUCUCUCAUUCUUUCUCACUAAAUAAGUCAUUGUAGCAUCGGAUACAAGUAGUACAUCAGUAAGCAACAUUACAGUGAAAGAUGCUUAGUGGAAUUGCAUCUUUUGUGUUUAAUCUAUUGCCAAUGCUUUCCAUACACAGUGGAAACAAAAUAUAUAUUAGAUUGGUGCUAUAAUAAAUAUUUCUGAGUACCCAACAGUUUCUUUCAAAGUAAUGAAGCAAAAAACUGCAUUUAAUCAUUUCAUUAUUAUUUUGUCAAUUUGCUGGUUUUAUUGAAAACACUAGAAUAAUCUAGGGUCAAUUCACCAUUCCUUUUUUUCGGGAAAAUGACCAUAAAACAAAACAUAGUGUUUUUAUUUAAUUGUUUUUGGUAUUAAGCAUAUGAUUUCUUUUGAGUAAACUGACAAGGUCACUUACAUUAAUUAUUUGGUGUUGCUCUGUACACUUUGCAACAUUCAAAGUAUUUUCUCAUUAUAUCAAUUAUGGUUCUGUUUAUAGUCAUCUUUGUUUUGAGCAAACACUUUAUUAGUAGAAUUCAUUAUUGUUGAUAAUGAUUGUAAAUAAUUUUUACUUAGGACAGAUUCUUAGUAUACAUUUCAUGCUGAGGAGAUCAUAAUGCAGAAAAUAUGUCUAAAAUAUUUUAGUGGAUGUCAAAACGUUUCUUAUGAAAAUAACAAUUGAAUGCUGAAAACAGAAUAUUCUUGAGCAAGAUAACGAAAUUGGUUUCAGGCACACUAACAGUUUACCAUCAAACUAUAUUUUUUUAGAAGUACUUAAGUAUGUAUGUGUUUAACUUUUAUGUAGUGUCUAAAAAGACCAGUUUGAUUAAAAAUUUAAAAAAAAAACAGAUGCUUCCCCAGUUUCACAGCUGAGCUUUACCUGCUCCUACUCACACCAUCUGACAACAAGCCAUCUACGCAAAGGGACUGUCAUUUUUAAACCCCCAAAAAACUUUUAAAAUGGCUUUUCUGAUUUUUUCCCACAGAAUAUUUGAAACAUCUUUUUCAAUUAAUGUACACAAACAGAAACAAAUGUAUAUUUCCUGAAACAUGAGGACAUACUCUUGAAGGAUACUACAUGCAAAUUAGGAACAUUUUUUUAUUUGUGAUAUCCCAGUUUUCCACAGCAGACAGCCAAGCGGUUAGAGGACUGUCUGGUAUCCUAACCCAAAGUGUUUAUACCUGUGAGUGCAGCAAGCUUAACACUUAACCCUUCCCCCAGUUGACCCAGCUUUUAGGAACGGUUGUUUAAUUCCAUAGAAGCCCUAGGCCGCAAGGCAGCAAGAGAGAGGGAUUGGGCAUCAUUUUCACUUACAAGCUGGCUCUGAGUUUUAACUCUCCAAUAACCUCAAAAUAGUUACAGGACUUUUCUACAUAGGUUUCCAAAAGUCAAAUUUCUGACAAAAUUAGCAAUUUUUUUUUCAGAAAACAGCACGAGUUCAGUCCCGAUUUGAUGCACUCUUCUCUCCUCCCACCAAACUAAAAAAAAAUAAAUUAUGCUGAGAGAAGCACCAAAAACCAAAAGUUAGUGUAUGUCCCAAGUCCACACUGAUCCACACUUUCAAAGCAUUAAUCCUCACACUGAACCCAAUCUUAUCAAAAUCUAACCUUUCAAAUAAAACUAAGCCAUAACCUCUGCCCAUCAGUGUCUGGUUUCUUUAAUGUAUAUGAACAUGGAUGCACAGUGAGUCCCACACAUAGCAUCCCUGAAAGACUUUAUUAUAUGAAUGUGGAUGCUAAUUUUCUGACAAAAGUGAACAUAACAGCAUGGUACUUCGGUAUGUAUUUACUGUGCUUAAGUUCUUGUUGCAAAGCUAUAGCAAAUGUUUCUGAAAAGUCACUUAAGAUCUUUUGCUUUGUGGUGAUCUUGCACUUUCUUCGAUAUAAUUUGAAUUUUGGAAUAGGCUUUGAAUAAAGCUGGUCGAAAUUUUAUUUAAAGAAAGUAUUGUUUUGAAGUACCACACUAUGAUUGGAAGCUGAUAAGAUGCUUGCAAAUGAAAUGCAUUCCAUCAAACUUUGAAAGAAUAUCUGGCUGGAGUUAAGAUCAUGUCUGGCAUGGUCACAGCUCUCACUGUGUGCAGUUGAAGGAUGACGACAAGAGAUGUGAAAUAGGCAUCACUUUUAUGGUUUUCAGCUGGACCAUUUUCAACUUGCAUAAUAGACCUGUACGUUAUCAGCUCUUCUGAACACUGCAUGCUGUACACAAAAUGAAGGUGUGGAACCUUGUCUACCUUUAUCUCUCAAAGCCCAAUAGUCUGAUGACUUAUUUUAGAGCUGAAAACUUGUCACACUGAAUCUGCACUUUAGUCUUUAGAGGGAACUGUUUGGAUGCUUAAGAACAGUAAUAAAUAACAAGAAAGUGUCACUAGAAUCUAGCAGGCAGUGCCUGCGUUGAUGUAAGCCCUCAGUGGCUUUUAAGAGUUGUGGUGUGAAAUGUUUUUCUUUCGGUAUUUCAAUGUCAGGUUAUUUUUACCCUGUUGUUGUCAUGCUGAUCUAGACAACAUUAACACAAUCUCUCAAGACAUACUUUUUUAAAAAAAAGGAAUGAAUUUGCUCACCUUAUUUUUCUUUUUAUAUUUCCUUAUCUGUGGCAUUGUCUUAGGUAACUUAUGCAGGUCUCAUAAGUUGCUAUUGUUGCAAGUUUCUUAAAACCUGCCAAGAAAUAGUUUUGUACUAAGUACAGGCAGGUACCAGAAAUUCCUGUUACCUCAACAGUAGCUUGUAUGUAGUUUUGCAGCUUGUAAAGAUUAUUGUGUCAAAAAAAGACUGUUGUUGUCCCAUUAGAAGCUGUGCAAAGCUUGGUCUUAUCAGCCUUCAUUAUGUGUGUAAGGGAGAAAAAAAAAGAGUGCCAUAAAUGAAUGAAGAUGUGAAGACUGCAUGAAAUAUGGACCUAGUACCACAGGGUAGUACAAUCUCACAGGAUAACAUGGUGAUGUUCACUUUGCAGUCUCCACCCACAGGAGCUUUUAGUAUGAAAUGGUGUUACAAUGACGGAGUGCAUAUAGUUAUAUCGCUAAUAUUUGGAGGGUAUUUUUGUUUAAAUGCCCUUUUAAAUAUGUUAACAGUUGCAAAUAAAAAAUUCACAGAUUGUAUCAAAUCAAUCAAAGACAUGCAUAAAUAUCAAAUCUAACCACACACGGACAUGUCAUCUUUCAUGCACUAAUAAAAAUUGACUCAUAAAAUGAUAUAAAAUUUGACAAUAUUUUUAGUAAAAUGUUGGCAACUAAUCUUUCAUGUGACAUUUAUUAUUCUCUUUCCUGAUUGAAAGUUUCUUGGAGAUGUGACUUUUACUCGCUUCAUUCUUAAAUUGUGCAUAUCUGAGCCAUAAAAUAAUAGUGUCUUUAUUAGACAGUAUUUUAUUUUAAGUCUGUUUUCAAGCAUGCAUUUGUAUUUUCCUUCAUCUUAAUUUACUAUACGAUAAUCUAAACUAAUUUGUCUGUCAUAUUUCUAGUUUCACAAGCAGUUUAAAGGGUUUUCAAGUACACUGUAUUAUGUUAAAAAAAAUUGGAGCACACUAAUUUUAACAUCUGUUUGCCAAUCAUUUAUUGACAUGCUCAAACUUUUUUCUUUAUCCCUGACGGGGGUUUUCAAUAUUUUGGCAUGCUAAGUACUUCAGAGUUCAGACUAAAAACAUAAUUUGUUCCUCCACCACUUUAUGGAUCUUUCUGUUGUAUACAUGUACAGUAAUUUGUGUUUGUGCAAUUGUUAUCUGCAAGUCUUUCUUAUCACUGUCAUCUUGCCAAUUAGGAAAUGAGAACCAUGUUAGCAAGCAAGUGUGAAAAUGUGUAUUAAGGGAUAGUCUUGUUACGUGGUUUUUAGGGUUCUGAUAUGUGUGUAUUUCUGUCAAGAUACAACUUGUGUAUUUGAUAAUGGAAGUCCUAUAAUACAUUUUUAUCAUCUGUGUUGUAAAACCCUCCACUUAUAUUCCACGUGGAUGAAUUUGAUCUUUUAAUAUUAAAUGUAACAUUAUUUCUGAGUUGAAGUUCUGUGAAUUUUGUUCAACACUUUGUUUUCUAAAGAUUAUAUUCUGGCAGGCCCAGAAAACUGACCUACCAGCCAGCUUUUUAUUAUUUUAUUGUGUCAAAUUUUGUCCCCAUAUUUCCUACUUUACCCUCUUCCAUAUUAUUGUCUCUAUUUUACCAAGGGCUUUGUUUGAGUAAUUACCUCUUUAUUAAAAUGAAAUUUGUUCAGUCUAUUUAAAUCCACAGCAGUUUAACAUAAAGUCUGAAGCUUGUGUUCUCUUAACAGUUGAUCCUUGUUUCAGUUUCAGAAGUCUGUUAAUGUUAUUGUACUUUAUUAUUAAAAAACCUGUCGAUAGCAGGUAACAUUAAGCUGAUGCACAGAAUAUGCUUGAAAAUAAAGAUUCACACUUGAAGUAA
This is a messenger RNA of Pomacea canaliculata, 8794 nucleotides long. RefSeq names its product type I inositol 1,4,5-trisphosphate 5-phosphatase-like. Gene Ontology annotation, molecular function: inositol-polyphosphate 5-phosphatase activity. The coding region runs from base 205 to 1536 and encodes 443 amino acids. The record is from RefSeq and is a predicted model, not a curated record. The transcript is spliced from 18 exons. Gene Ontology annotation, biological process: phosphatidylinositol dephosphorylation. Lineage: Eukaryota; Metazoa; Mollusca; Gastropoda; Architaenioglossa; Ampullariidae.